GGGGCGCUCCGCAGGGGAGGAGCGGAGCCCCCGGUGCCCUCCGCACCAUGCCCGAGCAGCUCAGCGUGGCCGACUUCUUGGCCGUUGCCAGCGAGGACCUCGGUUCCCCGGCCGCCGCCUUUGCCUCCAAGAUGCAGAAGUGCCGGGGGGCCGUGGGGGCUCUGGAGGAGAGCCUGGAUGGGGACCAAGCUGUGCUCCAGAGGAUCAGGAAAUAUGUGAAAGCUAUUCACAUCUCCGGGCUCACCCACGUGGAGAAUGAAGAACAGUACAGUGAGGCCCUGGAGAACUUUGGCAACAACCACCUCUCCCAGAACAACCAUGAGCUCUCUACCGGCUUCCUAAACCUGGCGGUCUUCACCCGUGAGGUCACUGCACUCUUCAAGAACCUGGUGCAGAACCUGAAUAACAUCGUGUCCUUCCCCCUGGACAGCCUGUUGAAGGGGCAGCUGAAGGAUGGCCGCCUGGAUUCCAAGAAGCAGAUUGAAAAGGCCUGGAAGGAUUAUGAGACCAAAGUGGGAAAGAUGGAGAAGGAGAAGGAACGAGCCCGCGUGGCCGGGGUCAUCCAGGCCGAGCCAGCAGCAGCGGAGGUGGCCGAGGACAUGCAGAAGGAGCGGCGGCUCUUGCAGCUCCACAUGUCUGAGUACCUGCUAAAAGCCAGAGAGUCUCAGAUGAAGCAGGGACCAGAUUUCCUGCAGAGCCUCAUCAAGUUUUUCCAUGCUCAGCACAAUUUCUUCCAAGAUGGCUGGAAGGCUGCCCAGAAUCUCUACCCCUUCAUUGAGAAGCUCGCCGUGUCCCUGCAUGCGCUGCGCCAAGCACAGGAGGAGGAGGUGAAGCAGCUCACGCAGACCCGUGAUUCCCUCCGCAACAUCCUGCAGCUGGAGAACAAGGAGGAAAACUUGAACAGGAAGAACUCUGGCAGCGGCUACAGUAUCCAUCAGCACCAAGGCAACAAGCAGUAUGGGACAGAGAAGUCAGGAUUCCUGUACAAGAAGAGUGAUGGGAUCCGCAAAGUGUGGCAGAAGAGGAAGUGUGGUGUGAAGUAUGGCUGCCUGACCAUCUCCCACAGCACGAUAAACCGUCCCCCUGUGAAGGUGAACCUCCUCACCUGCCAGGUGCGGCCCCAUGCCGAGGAGAAAAAAUGCUUUGACCUGGUGACACACAACAGGACAUAUCACUUCCAAGCAGAGGAUGAGCAAGAGUGUGUUGUGUGGGUCUCAGUGCUGCAGAACAGCAAGGAUGAAGCCCUGAGCAAUGCCUUCAAGGGGGAUGGGGGCAGUGGCGGGGUGGCAGCAGGCACUGGGGUGGACGGCGGCAUGCAGGAGCUCACCAGGCUGGUUAUCAGUGAGGUGAAGAACAUGCCAGGAAACAAGCAGUGUUGUGACUGCGGUGCCCCAGAUCCCACGUGGCUCUCUACCAACCUUGGCAUCCUGACGUGCAUCGAGUGCUCUGGCAUCCAUCGGGAGCUGGGUGUGCAUUAUUCCCGCAUCCAGUCCCUCACUCUGGAUGUUCUCAGCACCUCUGAGCUGCUGCUGGCUGUUAGCAUUGGGAACACUCGUUUCAAUGAGAUCAUGGAGGCUGCACUACCCACACAGGACUGUCCCAAGCCUUCAGCCAGCAGUGAUAUGGCUGCGCGCAAGGAAUACAUCAUGGCCAAGUACAUGGAGCGACGCUACGUGCAGAAAAGCAGCCAGGACAACCCCCACGGCCUGUGGGAAGCCAUUCAAGCCCGUGACCUCCUGGCCCUGCUCAAGGCCUUUGCCGAGGGGCAUGACCUGACCAAGCCCCUGGCCAGCCCUGAGGGUCAGGAUGCAGGCGAGCUGCCGCUGCACGUGGCCGUACGCCAUGCCGACAGAUCAUCCCUUCCCUUGGUGGACUUCAUCAUUCAGAAUGGGGGAACGCUGGACCGAGUGACACAGAAUGGGAACACGGCCUUGCACUACGGUGCACUCUAUAACCAGCCCAACUGCCUCAAGCUGCUUCUGAAAGGGAAAGCCACCUUCACCACAGUGAAUGCGGCAGGCGAGACAGCUCUGGAUGUGGCGAGGAGGCUGAAGUACAGCGAGUGUGAGGAGCUGCUGGAGCAGGCGCAGGCAGGGAAGCUAUCUCUGCAGAUCCAUGUGGACUAUGACUGGGAGCCCCUAUCAGAGUUGCCCUAUGACAGUGAGGAUGAGCUGGAGGAGAAGGUGAGCCCCCUCCAGCGCUCCUUCAAGGGCACAUCACCACUGGCCGCCAGCUCGCUGCCUGCCUGCCCCCAGACCCGCUGGAGCUGCAUGGGAAUGGACAUCACCAACAAGACCUACGAGAGCAUCCUGGUGCCCUCGCGCACGGCGCCCCGCCGGGCUCACAGCGAGGAGAUCCCCCCGCCACUGCCCCUCAAAAACCCUACGCGGGGCAGCUCUCGCCCCAAACCCAGCCACAGCCCCACCGGUGAGUUGGAGGAGGAGGUCAUCACGGUGGGGCUGUGCCUUCCCCCAGAGACCAAGUUUGUUCUCCCCAUUGCGUGUGUCCCCCCAGAGCGCCCUGAACUGCCCCGGCAGGCAUCGGAUCCCCACUGCUCUGGGCCAGCGGAGGCAGCAGCACCACACAGCCUGCCCUGUGCCAGCAGCACAGGUGCCCUGGAUGGCACUCCCAGCACCCGCAGCCCCACCGAGAGCCAGUGGGCAGCCUACUGGGAAACCCGCUCCGAGACGGACACGAGCAGCAGUCGGCGGGGGCCAGAGCUGAGUCCCCCACCCACACAGCCCCUGCCAGGCAGCGCAGUCCCUGACAUCCCCCCUGUCAAGUUUGGCUCAGAGAGCACCCGCUCGUACCGGCGCAUUGGUGGCAUGGUGGGCAAAAUGGGAUCAGCUGGGUCCCCCCAGAGCCCUGGUGGCCCUGAGGACCCUGCUGUCAGCAAGCUGCCCCCUGUGCCCAUGCCCAGAAGAUUUGCUCCGGCCAAGAGGAGGCAGAAGCGAGUAAAGGCAGUGGCUGACUGCAAGGGAGACAAGGCACGAGAGCUGACCUUCUCCAAGGGGGAGGUCAUCGUGGUGACACGGGAGGAGGACGAGCAGAUCUGGGUUGGCUUCAUCGAGGGUGAUGGCUCCCGUACUGGAGUCUUCCCUGCCAGCUUCGUCCACCUCUUGCAAGACUGACCGUUUGGGGGUGGCCCAUUUGUCACUGUCCCAUUGACUGGGAGUAGAGCCAGCUCCCUGCUAGGGGCUUGGUAGAGCCAGGCCAAAGGGACAUGUGCCCAGGAUCCUGGCAUGAGACCACUGCCCUCCAAGGGGGCCCUGAGAUCCCCUGCACUGGGAAAACCGACCAUGGAUGGCAGCAGUGGGGGGCUGAGGAGCAGAGAAUGGGCAUGCUUGCUGCACUGGUGGGCUGAAGUUUCUGUGCCAGCCCCUGCUCCCGCUGCUCUUCUGUCAUUCCUGUGGUCUCUGCCCAUCACUUGGGUUUUCUUCUUCCUUGUCUGCAAGGAAUUUGGGAUGGGGGAGCUGUAUUUGGUAUCCCCUACCCUCUGCCAGGUAGUCAUGAAGCCUCCUCCUCAUCCUGGGGCAGCCAUGGACCACCAGCCUCCUCCUGUACCCCAACUGUGAAGCCUUUGGGAUGGGCAAGAAAUAGGAGAGGGGUUUUUUUUUUGUGUCCAUCCCCCACCCCAGGUUCUGGGAGCUGCCUGGACUGGUGGAGUUCAGGGAUGCUGCAAAGCUUCUCCAAAACUGGUAGCAAAAUGCCAUUCCUUGAUUUGGAGGGCAGGGGAUGUUUCAGGUGCUACCACAGAGCCCCUGCCCCAUGUCCCUCAAUCACUGCCCCUUCCCUGGGGGGGGGGGGGGGGGGGUCUCAGAGGGGGUUUUGCAACUUUUUCUAGGACCUGCAAACCCCUGUAGCAGUGUCCCCUGGGAGCCACCUGCCUCCAUACCCCCUCGCUUUACCCUUCUCAUUUCUGUGUCAGAUGCUUCAUCUCAAAAAAAAGUCUUUUUUAAAGUCUUUUCUGUCUGAUUUCUAAUAAACCAUCAUUUUUUAAGCACC
Melospiza melodia melodia is the source of this 4005-nucleotide messenger RNA. It is a transcript of the gene ASAP3, whose product is annotated as ArfGAP with SH3 domain, ankyrin repeat and PH domain 3. The transcript is spliced from 25 exons. The record is from RefSeq and is a predicted model, not a curated record. Gene Ontology annotation, cellular component: intracellular membrane-bounded organelle; ruffle; focal adhesion. Gene Ontology annotation, biological process: positive regulation of GTPase activity; regulation of stress fiber assembly; cell migration. Gene Ontology annotation, molecular function: GTPase activator activity; protein binding. The coding region runs from base 48 to 3131 and encodes 1027 amino acids. NCBI's taxonomy places the organism in Eukaryota, Metazoa, Chordata, Aves, Passeriformes, Passerellidae.